Molecule: messenger RNA, 1227 nt
Organism: Sebastes umbrosus (honeycomb rockfish)
Lineage: Eukaryota; Metazoa; Chordata; Actinopteri; Perciformes; Sebastidae
Exons: 5
Coding region: 230-853 (207 amino acids)
Source: RefSeq, a predicted model, not a curated record
CACCACUCUCCUCUCUGUCAUGGUGUUAAUAUUUACCCGCUGGUUAAUCUCAGGGGAUCUAGUGUCUGUAUCGUGUGCAGGAGUUUCUAACAAGUUGUUUUGGGGUGGAAAAAAGACAGUUUUCAUCCACCUCGAGUACAAAUGACUGAUUUUUUUGAAAGUUGUAGAUAAUGUGUAUAUAGAGGAGAUUAAAGUUUCAUCCCUUCCGACUUCUGAAGAGAUUCCUGCGAUGGCACCGGAGCUGCUGACUGUCAUUGUGGCUUCAGCGUCCUGUGUAGUGUUUUGUUUAGUGACCCUGAUGCUGAUGGUGGUCCUGUACAGAAAAGGUCCUCUCUGCUGCCGAUUCAGACCCUACAGCACAGAAGACUACACAGAGGAUGCUCCCCACUAUCCCCAUUACCACAGCAGGCACUCUCUGAUUGGCAUCGCCGAUAAUGAACACAGUGCCGCCGUGAACCAGGGAGCCAUCGGACCCCAGUUUCCUGGAGGGCUGUUUAUAAUAGGGAAGCCAAACGACUACCACCUGAACGGGGCUCUGCCGAGGCUGCCUUCCUACGAGAGCGUUCGUGUGAAGGACCGGCAAAGGCAGAUCCACAGUAUGCUCUCACAGCGCUUCGGUCUCAGUGGCUGCAACGAUGAGGCUCCACCAACAUAUGAAGAAACCCUUCGCCAGUCCCUCGAAAUUUUACCUGCGAAUCUGCGAUCUCUGGAUGUUCAUCUGUCAAUCCACCCCCAGGAUCACUCCUCAAACCUCAAUGAAGACACACACAACCCCACUCAACCGCCCACAGCACUCCAGGAACCAUCUUCCUCCUACUACCCAGCACAGAGCUUCAGUUUUCUGUCUAUCUGAUGGUCCUAUGGAGUUCGUUGCCAAGACACAGCAUGAGGAAGAGGGCCCCAGUUCUUAGAGCCAAGCGAGUGACGCCAUCAAGGACAAAAGUUUUCGGGAAGGGGAAUGCUUGUGCUUUGUGGCAGAGAUGUUGAUAGAUCUCUGUGAUUCUGCUUGGAGGUAUUCUCAUGAUAAUGACUGACUGGCUGGCUGUACACUCCCCAAGGGUGACAAUGACACGUCUGUGUUGUCCGUUCAAUAAAGUGCUCCAUGCAGGGAUGACAUAUUUUUUUAGGCCAACCAGGAAGUUAGCAUCGCCCUGGGUUCUCUUGACAAAAAGUCAAUGUGAUUUUUUCCAUUUGGUUUUAGAUUAUUGCAGAAAAUAAGCUCUGUGU